Histoplasma capsulatum G186AR is the source of this 1026-nucleotide messenger RNA. RefSeq lists its product as uncharacterized. Lineage: Eukaryota; Fungi; Ascomycota; Eurotiomycetes; Onygenales; Ajellomycetaceae. Gene Ontology annotation, cellular component: nuclear pore transmembrane ring; nuclear outer membrane. Gene Ontology annotation, biological process: protein import into nucleus; spindle pole body duplication. The record is from RefSeq and is a predicted model, not a curated record. The transcript is spliced from 2 exons. Bases 1 to 825 code for a protein of 274 amino acids.
AUGGCACCCCCACCCUUCCCCUCUACCCCAACGCUACAAGGGAAUGACUCGGUGUCCACAGCUUCUCCAGGCACCUGGCGACAUCCACAGCUCAAGGAGAUUGUUCGAAGGCAAAACGCGUCAACAUUCGGAGACCGCAAUGUUAAGAAGAUCGCCUUGAAUGGCGGUUGUUUAAUAACUUCUGGAUUUUUGGGAACUUCAUUCAGACAAUGCUACCAAUGGCUAGGUUCUAUGCUGAAUAUACCAACAUAUCCCGACUUGGUUCUCCUCGCCAUUCGCCUUCUACUUCUUUUAAAUAUCGUGGUUGCUCUAUACCCUCUAUAUCGCCCAAAGGAUGAUUUAUCCGACAUCCCCCUCACACCCUCACAACGGUCUCUUCUCGGCCUCGACCCGAGCCACAGCGCACCUGCUACGCCUGGAACUAAAUAUGUUACCCCUCCAAGAUAUAGAUUGUCAUCUGGCUCUAGAACGGCCAGCCCGAUUAGUCCAAGUUCCUCACCACUCUCUGGAAGAUCUGGAAGCCAGUCAACCGGCAAGUCUCAAGAUGGAUUCCCAUAUUCACCUUCGCCAAGCCCGUUAUUUCACAAGGCUAUGGGGAAUGGCACGAAAGAGGUGCAGCGAAGACAGAGUUUUGGGUCUCCCUCUCCUUUAGGCCGGUCGAGCUUUCGGGAAAGGAGUGUAUUUAGAGUACCCUCAACCCCAAGUCCGAGCGGAAAAGGGAAUGGGAAUGGAAAUGGGAAAAGCACCAACACGGUGCUUACUAACAAAUGGUUAUACGAAAAAACACGUUCCAUGUCUCCCAAUAGUAGUGUCUAUAGGUCGUAAUGGACCUUCGUUGGGUGGAAGCAAUUUAUGAGCGUGAAUCUAUAGGCAGGAAUUUGAAGCCAAGGCGCAAUGGGAAUGAGUGAGAGAAUUGGCGGCGUGGGUCAAGUAUCUUUUAUGCUUGUAAAUUUGUUUUCAACACACUUUUUCUCCUUCAAAGAAUGAUCAUGAUAUUGUAGCAUUAUAUAUAUCAUUACUAUGCCU